GAACAUUUGUAUCUGCUUUCACCGUGCUAUGUGGAGCCCGAACUGACCUCCCCGACAGGCACAUGUGUUGUGUCUUCUGGCUGAACAUUGCCGCUGCUCUGAUUCAGAUCCUGACGGCGAUCGUGAUGGUUGGCUGGAUUAUGAGUAUAUUUUGGGGGAUGGACAUGGUCAUUCUCGCAAUUUCACAAGGCUACAAGGAACAGGGGAUCCCACAGCAGCUGUAG
Charadrius vociferus (killdeer) is the source of this 224-nucleotide messenger RNA. RefSeq names its product chromosome unknown open reading frame, human C1orf95 (gene STUM). Lineage: Eukaryota; Metazoa; Chordata; Aves; Charadriiformes; Charadriidae. The record is from RefSeq and is a predicted model, not a curated record. The annotation marks the transcript as partial. The transcript is spliced from 3 exons.